GGCACACAGAGGUCUGUCGGAACUCCGGCAGCCGGGUGAGGAUGGCCUGGGAGCCUCUGCGGGAUCCUGGAACAGAACCUGUGCUGAAUAAUGUAUUCUGAGGUAUACUGGAUAUCUGAGGAGGGAAGGGCUCUAAAUAAUGCAUUUGCCGGGCACGACAGUUGUAGCAGAAGUGGAUGCUGAAACCUGUAGCGAGACUGCAGCCUGAGAUGAAAGAAUGUCUCAUUACCAUUUUAUCAAAUGCUGCUGUUUCCAGCUAUGUAAUGUUUUUCGGUCACAUGAGAUGGAAAUUGACCAGUGCUUGCUUGAGUCCCUCCCUCUCGGCCAGCGGCAGCGGCUGGUGAAGCGGAUGCGUUGUGAUCAAAUAAAAGCAUAUUAUGAACGAGAAAAGGCUUUCCAGAAGCGGGAGGGUUAUGUGAAAAAACUGAAACAUGGAAAGAAUCAUCGAGUUCGUUUCAACCUUGCUGAUAUGAUACAGGAUGCCAUCAUACAUCAUGACGAUAAGGAAGUGCUGCGGCUGUUGAAGGAUGGUGCUGACCCUCAUAUGCUUGUUUCCUCGGGAGGUUCCUUGCUCCAUCUGUGUGCUCGCUACGAUAAUGCAUUUGCUGCAGAAAUUCUGAUUGACAGAGGAGUGAAUGUAAAUCAUCAAGAUGAGGAUUUUUGGACAUCAAUGCAUGUAGCCUGUGCUUGUGAUAAUCCUGAUAUUGUCCUGCUGCUGCUGCUAGCUGGAGCAAAUGUACUGCUGCAAGAUGUUAAUGGAAACACAGCAUUUGACUAUGCCGUAGAAGGGACUGAAUCCAGCAGCAUUCUUCUCAUGUACCUGGAAGAAAACGGUGUUGAGCUGAAUUCCUUGCGCCAAAUGAAGAUACAGAGAGCUAUGACUAUGCUUACAGAUGUUCGACAGCUCAUAUCAAGUGGAGGAAGCGUGAAUCAGAAGAAUGAUGAAGGAGUUACCCUGCUGCACGUGGCCUGUGCAAAUGGCUACAAGAAUGUUGCAUCUCUGAUACUGGAUCAUGGGGCUGAUCUCAAUGUGGUGGAUAAUCAGUACUGGACACCUCUACAUUUAGCUGCAAAGUAUGGACAGACCAGCCUUGUGAAGCUGCUUUUGAUGCACUGGGCAAAUCCCAAUCUUCUUAACUGCAAUAAUGAGAAACCUUCAGAUAUUGCAGCUUCUGAGUUUAUUGAGGAAAUGCUUCUGAAGGCUGAAAUUGUUUGGGAGGAAAAAAUGAAAGACCCUUUAUCUGUUUCUACUUUAUCUCAAGAAGAGCCUUAUGAAGAGAUCAUCCAUGAUCUGCCCACGCUUUCCAAUAAACUCAACCCCUUGGCUUUACCGAUUGCCAAGCAAGACAGUUUGCUGGAGAAAGACACCAUGUUCAAGGAUGCAGCUAAAGGUUUGUGUAAACAGCAGUCUCAAGACAGUGCAUCUGAAAACGUCAUGAUGAACAGUAUAGCCAAACUUGAACAGAUCAAGCUUAUGCCUCCAGCUCCAAAUGAUGACUUGGCUUCUCUGAGUGAGCUAACAGACAGCAGCCUACUUUAUGAGAUUCAGAAGCGUUUCAAUAAUAAUCAGAUAUAUACCUACAUUGGUGAUAAAUUGCUGCUUGUUAACCCAUUUAAAGAACUUCCCAUCUAUUCCACCAUGGUCACCCAGCUUUAUUUAAGCAACUCUGGAAAACUGUGUUCCACACUUCCCCCUCAUAUAUUUUCCUGUGCUGAAAGAGCUUACCACAUGCUGUUCCAGGAGCAGCGUCCCCAGUGCUUUAUCCUCAGUGGAGAAAGUGGUUCUGGGAAGACUGAAGCCUGCAAGCAAAUAGUGAAGCACCUCACUUGUAGAUCUAGCUCCAGCAGAAGUACAUUUGAUACAAAGAUUAAACAUGUAAACUGUGUCUUGGAAGCCUUUGGACAUGCUAAGACACCCCUGAGUGAUUUUUCCAGCUGUUUUAUAAAAUAUUUUGAGCUACAAUUUUGUGAGAAAAAAAAGGCAUUAAUUGCAGCUAGAAUUUAUACAUACAUGUUGGAGAAGUCUCGUGUCAUUAUGCAACCUCUCAACCAGAGUAAUUUUCAUGUUUUUUACUUGAUGAUGGAUGGUCUGUCUGCUGAAGAAAAAUACACACUGUACCUCAGUAAUUUGUCUACACACAGGUAUCUAAGCCAAACUGAGCUGGAAGAAACAAUGCUAACAGCUAACCCACAAAACAGGGAGAAAUUAACAGUUCUGAAAGAAGCUCUUAGCGCUAUGGGAUUCAAUAGCCUGGAGGUGGAGAACCUGUUUGUAAUCCUCUCAGCAAUUCUGCAUCUUGGGGACAUUCGCUUUACAACCCUGACAGACACCGAGACAGCGCUGGUGUCGGACCUGCAGCUGCUGGAACAAGUGGCAGGGAUGCUGCAAGUUUCACCGGAUGAGCUUGCUUCAGCCUUAACAACUGAUGUUCAGUAUUUUAAAGGAGACAUGAUAGUACGGAGACACACUAUAGAGAUGGCAGAAUUUUACCGGGAUCUUUUGGCAAAAUCUCUGUAUGGUCGUUUGUUUAGCUUUCUAGUCAACACAAUCAACUGCUACCUCCAAAAUCAAGAUGAAGCUGAAAGCGACCGGAUAUUUGAAAUUGGAAUUCUGGAUAUUUUUGGAUUUGAAGAAUUUCAAAGGAAUACUUUUGAACAGCUGUGUGUCAAUAUGACCAAUGAGAAGAUACACCAGUAUAUCAAUGAAGUGCUUUUCCUACAAGAGCAAACAGAAUGUGUACAAGAAGGAGUUACCAUAGAAGCUGUGUAUUCUCCUGCAAACCAUACUGCAGCCUUGGAUUUUUUCUUUCAGAAACCAUCAGGCUUUUUGUCGAUGCUAGAUGAAGAAAGCCAAUCUAAUUGGUCAGUGGAACAGAGUCUUUCUAAACGGAUUCAGUCUUACCUGGAUACAUCAGACACAAAUACAGUGUAUUCCUCCACAAAAGAUGGAAAUGGCAACCUUGCACCAAAGGAACAGGGCUCUACCUUCACUGUUAUGCAUUAUGCUGGCAGGGUUACUUACGAAAUUGCUGGUGCAGUAGAAAAAAAUAAAGAUUCCCUUUCACAAAAUCUCAUAUUUGUAAUGAAAACCAGCGAAAAUGUAGUCAUCAAUCAAUUGUUCCAGUCCAAACUGACACAGACUGGAUCACUCGUUCCUCCAUAUCAUUCCCUUAAGUCCAAAGGAUGUAAAGCAGCAAUGCUGAAUAAAAAAACAUCAGUAGCCUGUGCAAGUGGAGAAACAAAGAAAUACGUGGAGCUCAGCAAGCUGUUGAAAAAGAAAGGGACAUCCUCAUUUCUUCAGAAACUGGAACGAGGGGGCCCAACCACUGUGGCAGUACAACUCAGGAAAUCACUCAUAGAUAUUAUUGGGAAGCUACAGAACUGCACACCACAUUCUAUUCAUUGUAUAAAGCCUAAUAACUCCAAGUUGCCGGAUACUUUUGACAAUUUUUAUGUGUCUGCUCAGCUGCAGUAUAUUGGUGUCCUAGACAUGGUCAAAAUCAUACGAUACGGAUAUCCCUUUCGUUUCUCUUUCACCGACUUCUUGUCAAGGUAUAAAGAUUUGGCUGAUACAGCAGCAGGAGAGAAGAAGUUGUCUGCCAAGGAGAGAUGUCGUCUUGUUCUCCAGCAGUGUAAAUUACAAGGCUGGCAGAUAGGAAUCCGAAAAGUGUUUCUUAAGUACUGGCAAGCUGACCAUCUCAACGAUUUGUGCCUUCAGCUUCAGAAGAAAAUUAUAACCUGCCAAAAAGUUGUGAGAGGAUUUCUAGCUCGCCAGCGUGUGCUACAGAAGAUGAACAUCAAACAGCAAGAGAUCACCUCAGUCAAAGGCUUCUUGCAGAAUGUUGAGGAUAUGGGGCUGAAAACAUACGAUGCCUUGGUCAUUCAAAAUGCUUCUGACAUUGCUCGGGAAAAUGACCGAAUUCGCAAUGAGAUGAAUGCUGCUUACCACAGGGAAAAGCUAGAGGCUAGAAAUAGACCAGAAGAAGUCCACAAAAGAGCUGAAGACAAGGGUGGGAAGCUCCCUGAGGACGGCUUUGCUGGCUACCGUGCGCCGAAGCACUUUCACUCCAGCUCCGUGCCCGUCCCCAUGGCUGUAGAAGGCUUGGUACAUUCUGCGGCUGGGUCGUCCAUCAGGUCCCCAUCCCUGCACUCAGUGUUCAGCAUGGAAGACAACAGCAGCCUGCCGUCGCCACGGAAACAGCCUCCUCCCAAACCCAAGCGGGACCCCAACACACGGCUGAGCGCUUCCUAUGAGGCUGUCAGUGCUUGCUUGUCGGCGGCUUCUAAGGAGGCUGCUAAUGAAGUUCUGACCCGUCCAAGGCCACACAGUGAUGACUAUAGUACCAUGAAAAAAAUACCUCCCAGAAAACCAAAACGAAGUCCCAAUACAAAACUCAGUGGCUCUUAUGAAGAAAUACCUGGCCAAAAGCCUGGGGAUGUGAAACAGGCAAACACAGUAGCCAAACAAGGUAGCUAUGACACUGCGGGAGUACAGAGAGCAGCUUCUGCUGAUGUGCCACAACAUGGCACAUUGAGUCUUUAUAUGUCACAAGAAGAGGAAGAAAAUGAACCUGUCUAUAUUGAAAUGGUAGGGAAUGCAAUGAAACACAGUUCUGCUGAAGCAGAAAGCCCAGAGCAAGGAGAGUCUGUAUAUGAAGAAAUGAAGUAUUUUCUCCCAGAAGAAGGAAUCAACAGUAAUGGAAUAAUUCCAGUAGCAACUGGAUCUCCUCCUCUGGUGUUUGAAAGCAAAAAAAAUGUUCAUGUUGAAGAUGGAACAUUGGAUGGAAACAGUCAAGCAGCUUUGAACUAUAAAGACUCGUGUGACAUUCCAGCCCCUUUCCCUAAUUUGCUCCCUCACAGGCCACCACUUCUCGUGUUUCCUCCAACUCCUGUCACAUGUUCUCCUGCUUCUGAUGAAUCACCUCUCACACCACUAGAAGUUAAAAAGCUUCCUGUCUUGGAAACCAACCUAAAAUACCCUGUGCAGUCAGAAGGCUCAAGUCCAUUAUCACCACAGUACUCUAAAAGCCAAAAGGGGGAGAGUGAAAGACCAGCAUCUCCAGGCUUGGUUGUAUUCAAUGUUUCCAGCAAAGUGACUCCACCUUCAACACCUCCUCCUCCUCUUCCACCACCCCCUCCUCCUGUACCACCUCCUAUUUCCUAUCGGGCUUCCACACAUUUUGCAUUUCCUCCAGAGCCUUGUGCUAGUUUUCUGAUUAAUACAGGGAAAACAGGUACAAACUCAGAUCUAUCAAAAGUACCUCAGAGACCAAACCCUGCUCAGCUUGGAUGUUCACCUUCUCCAUUCUCCAAACUGCCUUACUCCCCAAAGGUGGCAAGAGCAGAACACAAGAAAUUGAACUCUAAUUCAUCAUCUUCAUUUCCAUACAGCCCUACAAACUCAAGGUCAUUGACCAGUCCCCUUGAUGAGUUAGCAAGCUUGUUCAACUCAGGACGGAGUGUGUUACGGAAAUCUGCAGCGGGACGUAAGAUCAGGGAGCCAGAAGGUGGUGAAACUAACCUGAACUUGAGGAGCAGAGAAGAUCCAAAUGCAUCAGAUACUGGAUCAGAAACGCAGGAUAAAAAUGCAAAUAACCAUGGAACUCAGUCUUCUAAUCCACUGUCCAGUUCUGUGACUGCUGAAAAUGGAAAUUCAGUAUCAAAUGGUGUACCAGAGGAAAAUGAAUAUUCAAGACUGUCAGCCAGCACUACAGCAGGUUCAUCGAUUCAAAGACACAGGGAGAGCCACACUACUCAGGUUAUUCAUCAGCUUAGACUUUCUGAGAAUGAGAGUGUGGCUCUGCAAGAGCUUCUAGAUUGGAGGAGAAAGCUGUGUGAGGAGAGAGAAGACUGGCAACAAAUCUUGCACAACACUGAGCAAAGAAUCACAGCCCCUCCUCCACCCCCUUGUAAAAAACCAACACUGCUGAAGAAGGUGGAAGAUGCCUCCUGCAACAGACUGUCUUCAGGCAUCUGGGAUACCACCAUGUGAUCGGAAUGUGUGUGUUUGCAGACAGUUAGGAGUGAUACCAUCUCAUGCCUUCAGUCUGCACAAUCAGCAAGUUUCCUUCCCUCCACAGAAUGUGCAGGGUUUUUUUUUACAAGCAAUCCUUCAAGAGCACAGGAUGGACAAGCUAUUUAGAUAUGUCAUGUGUGCGUGUAUUUGUAUGUUUGUCCUUUUCAUACAUAUAUAUACACAUAUGCAUAUAUCUGUGCAUCUAUAUGUACGUGUGUGUGUAUAUAUAUAUAUAAGGUGACAAACUGCACUAUAAGAAUUGAAAGAUACAAAACAGUCACUUAAGAGUUCUCCUGUGGACAAUGGAGAAGCUAUGUUAAGCAAAUGGUGGCAGGGAGAAGUGACUGACAGGCAUUUUAGAGAGAUCAGGAAAGUCUGUGUGCACACUGUACAGCUGUUUUAUAUAGUAUAAAAAUAUGAUGUUUCUUGUUCCCUAAUGAAUGGUUUUAUUAUAUUGCAUAUAUGCAUAUAUAUAUUUCUUUGUAGAUGUCUGUGUUCUAUUGGAGUUGCAAACCUGAAGUUUAUUUACAUGUUUAUUACUGGUGUUUUAUAACUUUACUCAAUUGGUGCUGUUGUUCUUUCUUCAAAAUACAGGUAAUAAAUCCAACACUCGCAUUUUUCUUUCAUAGUUUAUCUUUAACACCAUGCCAGCCAGUUUCAACACUGCAUUGUUUGUUCAGAGCCAGCAAAGUCCUUUCUGAAGUCCAGUCCUGACAUUCUUGAAGAGCUCCUAUUUGCACGUGUUGUUUAAAGGUCUUCACACUCAAGAAUUAGAGAGCAUGACUUUCUUUUUGUGGACUUAUGUUUCUGAAUGGGUGAACUGUGAAUUCUAUGGUUACAUCUCAAAUCUUAUUUCAUUCUGGUUUUGUAAAAUAAUGAGACACUCAUUUAAAUUAUAAAUAUGGUUUGAAAUUCAUACCUGAUUAUGCAUAAGGUCAGGUGUCAGUGGAAAUAUGAUAAUGAGGUAUACAUAAUGAUAAUGAGGUAUGAAAAUCGGGCUGUGAUUUACUGUUAAAAGCCAGAAGGCUUCAUUGAGAUGGGUAUAUCUAAGGAUUAUGCUCUUAUAGUGGCACAGUGAUGCCUUUAUACCUUGAAUUUUUGUGUAAUGAAAUGGUUCCAGAAAUUGAAGGACACUUGUUGGAGAGCAUGAGUUCUGAGCAGGAAUGUUAAUUUAUGAAAAAGAUGCUGCUGGAAACUUGUUAGCUACUGCUUAGCAGUCUUUGAAAUACUGCUUUGCCACUAAAGGGUGUAAUUGAUAUGUAUACAGAGAUAUUUUGUCAGGGUAUUUUAAGUUCUUGGAACAUGUGCACCCAGUUUGAAGCACUCUUCUUGGCUGUUUGCCACUUUCCUAUCCAGAUCCAGGAGAAAGUGCUUGUAAUUUUGCAAGUAGAUGUAAAACUGCUUAAAAUCUAAGCAAGAUUUGUAAAUGUGAGCUUACCUUGUUUGGAAGUGGCUGGGAAGGGAAGACAGCCUGCACAUAGAUGCAGGCUUUUCUGCCGUGUUUGGCAGGCAGUUCAAGCAGGAUGAAUGGCAAAAAGCAAUCCCAUGCUUGCUUGUUUGUUUUUAUUUACAGGGGAAGCAGCAGAACUCAAAUUGUACCCAGGAGUGUCAUCAAGCUGUAGGCAGAAUUAAGUGCCUUCUCUUGCUGGAGAUUAAAACAGACAUGUUGAGUGGACAGGGAAAGGGAGACGACAGGUUAGCUCUUAAAUUAAUUAUGCAAUGAUUGGUUUCUGAUACUUAGGGAUAGAUAUCACCCAGCACAGAACUUUACAGCAACAACUGCAGAAGUGCUCUCUUACACGCUAGAUCGAGAAGUAGGGAUUCUGGGUUCUGAACCUUGCCUUCAGCUGAUGUCAGUGUCCCCAGCAUAGGACCACUAUGGGGUUGUGCAGGAAACAGCUCUCACCUGCUGAAUAACCACAACAGGACAAGGCUUGGCCUGGAAGAGCUGUGGUUUCUGCCUUUUUGCUCAGAUAACCAGGGACACACAGAAAUCCCUGUGUGAGAGCAAAAUGAAAUGGCUCAAAUUGAAUGCAAGAAAGCUAAUUAACCUGGCUUGGGUACUACACAGCUUCCAGGAUGCAAGUUGCUCUCUGCCCAGCCCAUCAUUCCUGUACAUAGCCAUAGGAGCAUCUACCCAGCUAGCUUAGCCAUCUUGCACACCUCAGUGCCCUAAGACGUACAGAUGUGCCCUCAGGCUUAUCUCUACUCUGAUGGGCCUGGAAAAUAGUCCUCCCAUAAGCUCUGUCAUACUUCUACCUCUAAUGCCCACUGGUUGGCUUGGCAGCUGGUGGCAGUCAACCCAGGGCAGCAUGGAGUACGUUUAGGGCAAGCUGUAGAAGCUGUCCAAGAGGCCAGCUGAGAUCAUGUCAAGAUCCCUGCUACUGCAAAGAGCUUGCCACCAGUCUCCAAGCCAGCUGUCUGCAGGGUAACGUUUCAUAUCUCCAGACCACACUGUUAUCAUCGCUGCAUUUGUAACAUGGAAGAGCCCAGAGGGCAGAGAAUGCACUUGUCAGUUGGAGGUUACAGCGUAGUUGGGCGCAUGAUGCUACAGGAACCAACGUCAGCUGCAGGAGCUCAGGAGUGGUGCUCUACCAAACUCUGUGUUGUAUCCUCAUAGAGCAGUGUGGAAGAGCAGUCACUGGAUUUGGCAGCAGUUCCAGCAGUGCUGUUACCCAGGUGAGGCCAGUACGAGCCUGAUGCAGGCAGUUUGGUUCUCCACAGGGUAGAGCCCAUUCUGCCUCCCCUUCUGAAAGCCUUUGUUCUGUUUUUAGCCAUCUUGUGUAAGAAAUAUAUCCUCUGGGGCUCUUCCUUAGAGCACGUAAUCACAGUGCAAUAUGACAAACUCAACACCAGGAGAGAUGAGACCCUUUUCUUUUGAUUAAGUUACUAAUUUCAGGGUAUGCGACGGCCAAUUUUUGACUUGGGAGGGUUUUUCAGGAUGUUCAUUUAAAAUGUAUCACCAUCGGAAAAGUAUUAUUUGUGUUAAAACACAUUUAAAAUAUUUCUCUGAUGGCAGCAAGACACUCCAGAGUGUGACUUAUGAUGUCAUAAUUCACACCUCGUGUGUUCACUGGUCCCUUGGUCUUUGGCCUCGCGCCUAACAAUGCAAUUGGUGGGGAAUUAUUGCACCAUAAUUCACACCCUACUGUGUCUUAUUGCUUAAAUAACCAUACUCUCAGAGGUGUCUUAAAACUACCAUUAAAGUUUAUAUUGUGUAUCAAAGUGUGUUUACAGGGCUGGGAAAAUAUACUAUUGGCAUUUUGAAAUGUUGAGAAGUAGUUUUAGCAAACUGUACAGCGCUUAUAAAUUAAUCUCCCCAGUGGAAUACACACCAGCCAGUCCUGCUAUUUCUUGAGUAUAUGGAAUCCUCACUUGCACAUUAAAAAGUAGUGUAGACAAAAAAAUAAAUAAAUAAAUAAAAGAGCCUUAUGAAUUUAAUAUUCUAAAGGGAAAUAUUAAACUCUGUGAACACGCUAAUACCCUUAAUAUCCAGUGAGCAAUCUAAAAGGUAUUUAUAUUUGCAAUAAAGCAAUUUCAGGAAGCUGGGGUUAUCAUCAGAUAAUCGCUCCUCCACAUUGUGCCUUAUUGCUUAAUUUUUAAUAUGUGAAACAAACAAAACUUAUUCCAAAUCAGCUUCUCUCUCAGCAUGACAUAAGAAGAAUCAGGUAUGUUUUACACUUUAAAAUCCAAGGGAAUUUGAAAACUGUAUUGAACCACAAUAAAAUAAAAACUAAAAACAACAGCUGUUGGCAUGAGAAAUGUUCAAAGCUUGUGAAUCUUACUGGUUACUCCUGAAAUAGCACUUGGUGUAUUUUAGUUGCUGUAGUUACAUUCCUAUUGCCGUUUAUAAGCAGAACUUGGCUUUUUAAAACUUGAUUUAGACAUCCAGAAGGAUACGUGCACCAAUAUUUUACAAAUGAUCUGUGUACAGCAUGAAAUGCUAAUCCUUUUAGAACUUUGUAUUGUUUACACAACAAUAGUAUGAUUGUCGAAUAAGUGAAUUAAACUUCCCUUUUUGCCAGUGA
Gallus gallus (chicken) is the source of this 10044-nucleotide messenger RNA. It is a transcript of the gene MYO16, whose product is annotated as myosin XVI. Lineage: Eukaryota; Metazoa; Chordata; Aves; Galliformes; Phasianidae. Gene Ontology annotation, biological process: negative regulation of G1/S transition of mitotic cell cycle; phosphatidylinositol 3-kinase/protein kinase B signal transduction; neuron projection morphogenesis. The record is from RefSeq and is a predicted model, not a curated record. The coding region runs from base 218 to 5992 and encodes 1924 amino acids. The transcript is spliced from 35 exons. Gene Ontology annotation, molecular function: protein phosphatase binding; ATP binding; cytoskeletal motor activity. Gene Ontology annotation, cellular component: nucleoplasm; perinuclear region of cytoplasm; myosin complex.